AUGUCUGAAAACGAGAGUGACAAGUUCGCUGAGGAUGAUCUAAGUUUAUCCUCCCAUGCGUUAUCGGCCCUAAAUGAAUUUUUUUUGGAACAGCAAGAGCAACAACAAAGGUUCGAACAACUAAAACAAAGCUCUUCAAUUCAAAUUUAUUCGGAUACAGAACAAGACAAGGCCAAUGGUGUUCAUAUGGACUUUUUUAAGGAAGAUUGGCAGCUAAGCCAGUUUUGGUAUUCCAAAGAAACAACUGAUAUAAUAAUUCAAGAAGUUCUAAUGCACACAAGUGAAGAGGACCGUGUUGCAUGUAUUAGCACUCCAACAGUAUUUGUCAAACUAAAAUCAAUUACUCCAGCUCUAAAACGAUCGAUCUAUCUAUUCGAAUUUGACACCCGAUUCGAUAUAUAUGGUUCCGACUUCUUUCGAUAUGAUUAUAAAACUCCUACAGAAUUUCGCGAUUGUUCAAAGCUUCGAAAUACUUUUGAUUUUAUUGUAGUAGAUCCGCCAUUCCUGAGUGAAGAUUGUUUUACUAAAACCAUGAUCACUGUUAGAUGGCUUGGGAAAAAAGACACCUGCAAGAUUUUAUUGUGUACUGGUGCAGUUAUGCAAGACCUGGCUGAUCGAUUAGUCAAGGCUCGAAUGACUUCUUUCUACCCUCAGCAUCAAGGUGGAUUAGCCAACGAAUUUCGCUGUUAUAUCAAUUAUCAAAGUCAAAAUAUAAAAUUGGAUUAA
Cetraspora pellucida is the source of this 726-nucleotide messenger RNA. The record is from the annotation of a GenBank genome assembly. NCBI's taxonomy places the organism in Eukaryota, Fungi, Glomeromycota, Glomeromycetes, Diversisporales, Gigasporaceae.